Theobroma cacao (cacao) is the source of this 3157-nucleotide messenger RNA. RefSeq lists its product as uncharacterized. Gene Ontology annotation, molecular function: protein binding; RNA binding. NCBI's taxonomy places the organism in Eukaryota, Viridiplantae, Streptophyta, Magnoliopsida, Malvales, Malvaceae. The record is from RefSeq and is a predicted model, not a curated record. Gene Ontology annotation, biological process: RNA modification.
CAACAUUUUUGUUUUUAAAUAGACCUCAAUCAACAUGACAAUGAAGGUAUUGCAAUGGUUGAAUGUUGAAACCAGGUUUGACAGUUAAUUCCAGACGCUGGUGACCCCAAAUUGGAGUUUUUUAGCAUGAAAAUAUGAAACAAAACUUGAAAAUAAUGGGUGAACAAGCCAACCAUCUCUUCAACCAAAACACCAAUAUUACCCAGUUGGCAAAAUCCGGUAAAAUCGAGGAAGCCAUGCAAAUUUUCUCUGGAAUGACCCACAGAAACACUGUAACAUACAAUUCCAUGAUCUCUGCCUUCAGCAAAAACGGAAAAAUCGACGAUGCACGCCAACUCUUCGACAAAAUGCCUCAAAAAAACUUAGUUUCUUGGAACACAAUGAUUGCUGGGUACUUACACCAUGACAAAGUUGAUGAAGCUUAUCAACUGUUCGUUAGAAUGCCUAAAAGAGACAGAUUUUCUUGGACUUUGAUGAUAACUUGUUUCACACGUGAAGGGGAGCUUGAAAAGGCUAGAGAAUUGUUUGAUUCAUUGCCUCAUAAGCGUGAUGUGGCUUGUUGGAACGUGAUGAUUGGAGGGUAUGGUAAGAAAGGAAGGUUUAUUGAAGCUAAGAGAUUGUUUGACGAAAUGCCGGUUAGGAAUGUUGUUUCGUGGAAUUUGAUGUUAUCGGGUUAUACUCGGAAUGGGGAAAUGCAUUUGGGGAGGGAGUUUUUUGACGGAAUGGAUAUACGGGAUGUUGUUUCCUGGAAUUUAAUGGUUGAUGGGUUUGCGGAGGUUGGUGAUUUGGAUUCUGCUUGGGAGUUUUUUGGGAAGAUUCCGAAUCCAAAUGUUGUGUCUUGGGUUACGAUGUUAUGUGCAUUUGGACGAAGGGGUAAAUUAUUGGAGGCAAGGAGAUUGUUUGAUCAGAUGCCGAGUAAGAAUAUUGCUUCUUGGAAUGCUAUGAUUGGUGCUUAUGUCAAGGAUUUCCAAAUUGAGGAGGCUGCUAGGUUGUUCAGGGAGAUGCCGAAGAGGGAUUCAGUUUCAUGGACUAUGAUGAUUGAUGGUUAUGUUCAUGUUGGUCAGCUUGAUAAUGCAAGGGAAUUACUCAAUCAAAUGCCUUACAAGAGUAUUGUGGCACAAACCGCAAUGCUUUCUGGAUACAUUAAGAAUAAAAGAAUGGGUGAAGCUUGUCUGGUUUUUAAUGAUAUUGCUGCCAGAGAUACCAUUUGCUGGAACACCAUGAUUGCAGGGUACGUACAGAUGGGAAGAAUGGAUAAGGCUCUCAGUCUAUUGAAGGAUAUGGAAAAGAAGGACUUGGUAACAUGGAACACCAUGAUCAUUGGUUAUGCUCAAAUUGGAGAAAUGGACAAAGCAGUUAAGAUAUUUGAGGAGAUGAAGGUAAGAAAUGUAGUCUCUUGGAAUUCUUUGAUAACAGGUUUCUUGCAGAAUGGCUUAUCAUUGGAUGCAUUGAAUAGUUUCAAACUGAUGGGACAUGAAGGAACAAUACCUGAUCAUUCAACUUUUGCAUGUGGUCUAAGUGCAUGUGCCAAUCUCGCAGCGUUGCAAGUUGGAAAGCAGAUGCACAAUAUGGUUUUGAAGACUGGUUAUGUAAAUAAUUCAUUUGUAGGGAAUGCCUUGAUCACCAUGUAUGCUAAAUGUGGAAGAAUCUUUUAUGCUCAACUCAUAUUCAACGAUCUUCAUGAAGUUGAUGUUGUUUCUUGGAAUUCUAUGAUUACUGGUUACACCUUAAAUGGUCACGGAAAAGAGGCUGUUCAACUCUAUGAACAGAUGGUGUUAAAAGGAGUGCUCCCUGAUCAUGUCACCUUCAUUGGGGUUUUGUCGGGAUGUAGUCACAUUGGCCUUGUUGAUAAGGGUUUAAAAUUGUUUAAGUGCAUGACUGAAAUUUACUCUAUAGAACCUUUGGUUGAACACUAUGCUUGCAUUGUUGAUAUGUUAGGCCGUGCUGGGAUGUUAUAUGAAGCAUUUGAAGUGGUAAGGGGAUUGAAGAUCAAGGCAAAUGCAGGAAUAUGGGGUGCAUUGCUGUCGGCUUGCAAGAUUCAUGGGAAUUUGGAGCUUGGUAAGAUUGCUUCUAAGAAGCUUUUGGAAUUUGAACCUCAUAAAACUUCAAGCUCUGUGCUGUUGUCUAAUAUGCAAGCUGAGGCCGGUAGAUGGCAUGAGGUUGAAAACAUGAGGUUAAUGAUGAAAGAGAAUGAAGCAGAGAAGCAACCAGGCUGCAGCUGGACUGAAGUUGGAAAUCAGUUACAUUGUUUUCUGUCCAAUAGGCCAAUGCAGCCUGAGACAGCAGAGAUUUACAGCACAUUGAAAGCUUUAACCUCACAGAUAAAAAACUUAGAUCGCAUAUCUGAUGACUUUGCAUAUCCACUUGAUAAUUUAUGAUGCGCAGUUUCACUAUGUAGUAUUUCUUCAGAAAUUAAAGGCGUAGUUUUUUUUACUAAAAGGUCUCGCAAGAGGAGACUUACAAAAGAGGGAUCAUGCCUGCCAUGCAAGAAAAGCAGGCUACAAAAGGAUAGAGGCCUGCUAUGUUCGGAAGAUAAAGUGCAGUGAAACAUAGCAUGGUGGCAUUUUAAGACAUCAGUGAAGCAAUGACAUCGACUGGGAAAUAAACUCAGAAAAAAACUAACUGAAAAUGAGCAUUUUAAUCACCCUCCCUAUGAUGGUUCUGAAAGUAGGAUCUGAAGUUUGAAGCUCUUCUAACCCCUGCCUUGGCCAAUCUGUCUGCCACGGUAUUGGGUUCUCGUAUGAUGUGGUUGAAGGAGAUCCCUACACUGCUGAGUAGGUAAACCUCAAUGGCAUUCGAGAUGUUCUUCAUCCUCCACGGAACUUUAUUAUGGUUGUUGACCCAGUUAAUGGCGUUCCAUGAGUCGCUCUCCACUAUCAGGGAAUGAGAGGUUGCCCAAGGGGAGGAGAGAAACAAUCUGAUCCCUUCAGGGAUAGCACAGAAUUCAGCGAAGUUGGAGUCCUCUCCUCUGUGCCAAUGUUUUCAGAGUAGGUGCCAAGAAUGAAGCCUAUAUGGUCCCAGAGCACCCCCCACCAUAGCAGCGGGGCCAGCCUUACCUUUGUGCAAACAAAAGCAAGAGAACCGUGUUAGCUUCAGUUGAAUGAAAUGCAUCAUUUUAGCACACACGCAUAUAUCAUUGUUAUAUAAAGGUGACGAG